AUCCUUGUACUUCAUCUUCACCAUGUCCGAUUUUAAAAAGGAAAUCCUUGAAAACUAUACAUAUAAAUCUCUGUAUUUCCUUAAAUUGAUGCACCUUCCCUAACAUUCAAUCUACAGAAAAACAGAAGAAGAAAAAAAGACAGAGAGAGAUAAGUUAUCGAUUUAAUUUUUUGGAUCCACGGCUACCAUUUUCGUCUCUCUCAGUUACUUCUCUGGGACUGUUCCUUUUGAGAAAAAUAACUAAUGCACCAGAGGUCGAAAGAAGACUUAUCGCAACCACCACCACCAAAGAGGUAUUUCUUUCAUAGGUCAUAUCGACCAGUAACCACAAUUAGCAAGAUUCAUAAUUUAAGUGAUGCAAACAGUUGAGGCUUCGGCUAAUUUGCACUCACAAACAAGUUUUUGUGAGGGACUCUUUAUCUAUCAAAAUUGGAGUAGUCUUGGGAUAAAAUGAAAGCAAGAAAAUUGCAGACCAUUUACCAACAGAUUUUGUGAUUGAGAUCUUGUGUCGACUACCCGUAAAGAGUUUGGUGGUGUUCAAGUGUGUAUCCAAAUCAUGGAACAAACUAAUUUCUCAUGUCUGUCUUCCAAGACUUUCUUCAAAUGUUUGUGUUCUUAGAUUAUACAGGGGAAGAGCUCGUAGACUUUCUGAUGAAUGGUGUUUUUCUGGUACAUUGCCUGAAUUGAAUUGUGCUGGUUCCGUAUCAAAAUGUAAUGAUCAUAUCAUGCAUCAUCAUGAAAUUGACUGUUGUAAUGGGUUGUCUCUACGUGAGGGCGCCUGUGGUAGUCAUUAUAUUGUUGUGAACAUAGUAACAAGACAACGUUUUUCUAUCCCUGAACCUUUAAAACUUCCUGGAUGGAAUUUUGCUGCCAUAGUCUUUGAUCCAAUCCAAUCCAGUGACUACAAAAUUGUUCGACCUAAUCCUUACUCCGAUAUUCCAAGCUUGGACAUAUUUUCGUCUGAAAUUGGUGAAUGGGUUAGGCACGAAGUACCUGGAGAUUGGGUUGAGCAUCUAUAUAUUAGCGAAUUUGAUAGUCCCAUGCUUCGGGGGAUCAAAUGGGCCAAGGGGAAUGUAUACUAGGAUGGGAUGUUAUAUAUAUUAACUCGGGGUAAGCGCCUUGUACGGUUCGACCUCAAAUCACUAGCAGUGUCAGCUGAAGUCAUGAAAGUUCCAUGUGGAGCCAAUGGACUUGGGUUGAUUGGACAUUCUAGAGGUGUUUUGUACUAUAUUAAUUAUGACAAAGAAUCUAGAUUAUCGAUGUGGCAGUUGGACUAUGAUAACGCAAGUGCAAGUAUUUGGAUUUUGAAACAUAGCAUCUGUACAAGUGACAUGUUGGAUUUAAAUCCAGGUAUCUUGCAUACCAUGAAGUUGAAGAAUCACACCUGCCGUCGCCUAUUCGAGCCUUUCGGAAUUCACCCAUUUUCAGACAUUAUUUUUCUUGGUUUACAAGGAAGGGUAUAUAGCUAUCAUCUCGAAAGCCAUAAGUGUGAACAUUUCUGGUGGACAACAAGAUGUAUGAGUUGGCGCUAUGAUUUUGUUUACCCUGUCUCAUAUAACUAUGUCAAUGUGAAGGACUAUCGCAAGGCAGCCUUGUUCCUAAACGAUACAGCAAGGGAUGUGAAAUCGGCACACAUAUCUGGUGAUUUUUAUGACAAACAAGUAUCUGGUCAUGAAACAGUAGAUCAUCCUGGGAGUGAUUACAAAAUUGACGAUAGCAGGAUUCUAUAAAGAUUCGAGUUUAGUAUUCAAAAGGGUUUGGAGGUAUCCUUUCUAUUUUGGCAAUGUAUUCCUAUUGUGGUUGGUUCAAUGAUGAUUGUUAUUUUAGUCCAUGAGUUUUAUUAUUAGAUGCGUUGAGACCUAUUUUCUAAGUGCCUAAUUUUAUGUGCUGUUUAUUUCUA
This is a messenger RNA of Papaver somniferum (opium poppy), 1900 nucleotides long. RefSeq lists its product as uncharacterized. Lineage: Eukaryota; Viridiplantae; Streptophyta; Magnoliopsida; Ranunculales; Papaveraceae. The record is from RefSeq and is a predicted model, not a curated record. Bases 1089 to 1730 code for a protein of 213 amino acids. The transcript is spliced from 3 exons.